CUCGAGCUUCCCUCUCCUCCUCUGACUCACCUUUUAAAAUUCCUUCGCCGCCGCGCCACGCAGACCCGCACCGCGCGCGCACACAAACCCUCCGCCUCGCAAGUCGCAACAGAGCAGCGGCGGCAGCAACGACGCCACCGCACCCAUUCCACGACGCCGUAAACCGCAAUGGGGAACAGCCUCGGGGGCAAGCGCAAGGGCGCCAAGGUGAUGCAGCUGGACGGCACCUCCUUCCGCGUCAAGCCCCCGGCGGCCGCGGCCGACGUACUGCGGGACCACCCGGGCUUCCAGCUGCUCGAGUCCGAGGAGGUCAAGCUCCUGGGCGCACGCGCGCGCCCGCUCGCCUCCGACGCGCCGCUCCGCCGCGGCCGGCUCUACUUCCUCGUUGCGCUCCCUCGCCGCGCGCCCGCAGGUCCCAUGCGCCGCGCCUGGUCGGGCAACCUCAACGUCGGGGCCCGCGAGCGUCUCGAGUCGCUCAAGCUCGCGCGCCGCUCCACCUCCGACCUCUCCUCGCUUUCCGCCCACGCCUCCGCGUCGGCCCCCACCUCCCCGCUUCCCGGCGGCGCCGCCUCCCCUCUUCCUCCCACCGGCAGCGGCGCCACGCCCGUGCGCGUUAAGAUGCGUCUUCCCAGGGCGCAGGUGGAGAAGCUCAUGGGGGAGAGCAAGGACCCAGCCGAGGUCGCCGCCAAGAUCAUGGAGCUAUGUGGCGCGGCCGUGUGCGACGCGCACGCCAGCGCUCGGGUCAUCCCGGAGCGCCCGCCCGGGAUACUGCGGAGCCAAAGGUUCGCCAAGACGCCGGAAUGGGGCGCCGGGUUCAUGCUGCCGGCGGCGGCGGCGGCCAAGACGCCGCAGCGGUGGCCCACGCUGCCACGCACCAACGAGAAAAAGGCACGGUUCGUAGAGUUGCCGGACGAGCUAAUAAUAGCGUGAUUCUGUACUUCCCUGAAGCGAGUUAACACUUCUUUUUUUUUUUUUUUACUGUCUCAAAGCAUGUUUGGUGAUUGUCAGACCAGGAGAUAAGGAAUUGUAAACUUAUCUGCAGUCGCUGCUGUAUUUGUUCUUCCCGCUUGCUCAUUUGAGCGAAACAAACAACUAUAUGGUUUGAAGAUGAGAAGCCGCCGAUGGCUUCCGAUUCACCUUCAUCCAGUGAUCUGACACCGUGUUAGACUGUCACCAAGUUUCCUUCCGCCUUCUCGAAUCUCUCCGUGUUCCUGUUGGCUUCU
Molecule: messenger RNA, 1223 nt
Organism: Zea mays
Lineage: Eukaryota; Viridiplantae; Streptophyta; Magnoliopsida; Poales; Poaceae
Exons: 2
Coding region: 169-930 (253 amino acids)
Source: RefSeq, a predicted model, not a curated record